Molecule: messenger RNA, 903 nt
Organism: Cooperia oncophora
Lineage: Eukaryota; Metazoa; Nematoda; Chromadorea; Rhabditida; Trichostrongylidae
Source: the annotation of a GenBank genome assembly
AUGACGCUGAUUGGCACAACAGUCCCGCAACUUCCAGUACUUUCUUCGGCGUUCGUCACAGAUGGCAUCACUACCGCGCUCACCAAGGAGGUAUCGUCAGGACACCUCAUCGCCCACACAAUAGGACAGCUGCAAUGUAGUGACAAAAGGGAAGCCGAAAAAUUCAACUGCCAAUUCCCCAGUAACGUCUGCACGUGUUCCGCAGCAGUAAAUAGAGCAACCUGCACAUGUAGCAGUGGCAACGUCAGAAAAACUCUCAAGAAAACACCGCUACCAGUCGUCAUGAAAAACGUCAUGAUAUACCAAAAUGGAAAGUCAGUGGAAGCAAAAAUGAACGUUGGAACAGCACUACAAUUACACCUUGUCGCGGAAGGACUGAAACUGACAUCCUUAAUGGAAAACGCUACAUGCACGGCGGUCGCCUCAGACGUCAUCGGAUGCUACCACUGUCUCAACGGAGCAAGAUUGGAAUUGGCCUGCCACUCAAGCGCUAACGAAAUAACAGCAGAAAUCAGUUGCGGUUCUCAGCAACAAGUGGCCGUAUGUACGAGAACAGGCCAUGUGAACACAAUAACAUUCAACUUCGAAACGCCUACAGUGAAAGAAAACUGCACGUUACGAUGCCCCGGAGGUCUGACGAAUUUCGUCAUCAGUGGAAAUCUCGAAUAUAUCAACGAUGGUCUUCACGUCGAAGAAACGAACAACUACGAAAGUGAUUCAAAUUUUGGUAGCAUUUCAAUUAGUAAUGUGAUUUCAUUGUUGAAGACAUCCUUUUCAAUGGCUACCAAUUUCCUUUCCUCUUUGAUUGGAUUGAAUUUCAUUUUCACUCUACUCGCACUUUUCUUGAUUGUUACAAUCUUUAACUCCUUACGAAAUCGAUCAGAAAUCAAAAAGAGUAUGUAA